UGGUAAUCGAGAGAAGCUAGGUUGAGAAAGAACAACAUGAUAGAGAAUGUAGAGAGAAUUGGUAAUGUCUCUGAUAUAUUUCUUUAGAUUACAAUGCACCCUUUUAUAGUGUAAGGGUGAAUCAAAUGUCAAACUACAAUCUCUUAAAAUCAAAUACAAUCUCUUAAAAUCAAAAGCUAAAGAUUUUAUCGUUGAAUUAUUAUUCAUGAUCUUUGAAUAAUAAUCUUUGACUUAUGCAGAUGGUUAUUUUCAACACUCCCCCUCAAGUUGAGUAAUGGCAUUUCCGAUACUUAACUUGUCCAGAACUUCUCUGAAGACUUUUGUGUUUACAGCCUUAGUCAAUAUGUCAGCCAACUGUUCAUCCGAUCGUAUGAAAGGAAGUUCAAUGAUCCCACUAUCGAGCUUCUCUUUGAUGAAAUGCCGAUCGAUCUCCACGUGUUUGGUUCUGUCGUGUUGUACGGGAUUUUCAGAUAUACUAAUCGCAGCUUUAUUGUCACAGAAGAGCCGACUUCCCCUUCUUGGAGGAAAGCCAAUUUCUGUGAGCAAUCUCCGAAGCCACAGGAUUUCAGUUAUCCCACUUUUUACUCCUCUGAAUUCUGCCUCUGCACUUGAUAGGGCCACUACUUUCUGUUUUUUGCUUCUCCAUGUGACCAAGUUUCCUCCAACGAAGAUACCGGACAAUUCUCAAAGCUGCCUCCAUAUGCUCCUUCUGGGGUUUGUGCAUAAACUGACUUACUAUUCCAACUGCAUAUGUGAUGUCGGGCCGUGUAUGGGAGAGAUAGAUGAGUUUCCCAACAAGGCGCUGGUUUACACUCGAGUAGCCCAGUUUCUGCAAGUAAGUCAAGGACAUACUUUCUUUGUCUCAGGAAGAUUCCCUUUUUCGACCUUAAAAUCUCAAUUCCAAGGAAGUACUUCAGAGAUCCAAGGUCUUUCAUUUCAAAUUCCAGGAACAAGUUUUUCUUCAGGUUUACUAUCUCUUCAACAUCGUCUCCUGUGAUAAUCAUGUCAUCAACAUAAAUGAUUAAACAUGUUACCUUUCCUUCU
This is a messenger RNA of Salvia miltiorrhiza (redroot sage), 1044 nucleotides long. RefSeq lists its product as uncharacterized. NCBI's taxonomy places the organism in Eukaryota, Viridiplantae, Streptophyta, Magnoliopsida, Lamiales, Lamiaceae. The transcript has 3 exons. Bases 275 to 997 code for a protein of 240 amino acids. The record is from RefSeq and is a predicted model, not a curated record.